GUUCGUAUACAUUCGCAGCUCACGCUCGGACCGCCGCCGCCCGGCUCCCAAGUUUGCGCCGGCACCAGCUCGCGAUCGUGUCACUCCGCAACCGCCGAAAGCCCGCCAACGCCAUCAUCGCAUUCGCACGAGUCGCACGCGUUCUUUCGUUUCCGCGGGUUUUUGGAAAACAUUGAACCGUAAUAAAUUAUUAGUUAUUAAUAAUAUACUGAGCUAUAAUAAUAUCAUCGUCCGCUGUCGAGCCAUCGGGUUUUUGCGUGUUUUUAAGUAGUAUAUGUUAUGUAUAUAAUCAAAAUUUAGUUUUUUUUUCCGUUUGAUGUUGACGUCUCGUUUCGUUUCGUUUUGUUUUUCGGUGCGGUGAUAUUAAUCGGCCGCGGUCUUUCGUUCCCGUCCGAUUAUAAUAUUGUUUUUUGUCAAGCCGUGCAGUGCGUCGGUAUAUACUAUCGUUUAAUAUCCGGGAACUGAUAUAAAAUCGAGUACAGUUUUGUCACUUUUAAAUACGCACACAUUUAUAUAUCCGCAUACAAUUUAUAUAUUUAUCUGCUAUUACGUGUUUUUUUUUAGUGCGUCACGUGCCUUGUGCGGUGGACUAUAUGCCUAUAUUGUCAGUUAUAGCUACGCGCUGACCGUAUACGCGGGUGCGCCAUUUCCUUGUCUACGACAGGAUUGACGAAGGUGAAAUAUUAAAAUAUAAAUUGUCACACGUACAUACUAAUAUAUAUAUGUUGGUCGUGCGCGACGUCGUUUCGUGUGCGGACGAAUCGUUCGAUGUGUAUGCGUUUCGCGAGGUGUCGUCGCCGCCGGCCGCGCAUUUUCGCCUGCGAUAAACACGAUGAUCGGGCGUGACGGCGCUCGUGAGUGCUGUGGGCGACAUUAUUUCGGGCAAACAGCUAGUGGCCGCCAGACGUUUAGCGGCACUUAAACUUUGCUGAUACGUCAAUAAUAAUAAUAUUAAUUAUCCGUCCACUCGCGCCUCAUCACAGCUGCAACAUGCCGGCGUAUGUCGUUAAAAUAAUUUGGACGGAAAAAAAGAUUUUGAAAAAGCUGUGUUAAAUGUAAUACGAAGACCCGAGAAGAUUAAGAUAAAAUGACACAGACGUUGGACAAAACAAGAAUUAUGACCCUAACAAGUACCCCGUGUGACCUGAGUACCAUGAGUCUGUUUCAAGACCUGAAACUGAAGAGGCGCAAAAUAGAUUCAAGGUGCAGCAGUGACGGUGAGAGCAUAGCGGACACUAGUACUUCAUCACCAGACGUCGCUGGCCCGGCGUCCCCAUCUAACCGAAUGGACAGAUCAGUACCGUCGCCUGGACUUAUCAUAUCGAUGGAUAGAAUGGUGUCGUCUCCAGAAUGCGGCAGCAUGACCACGGACAGCGGGCAAGACCCGAAUGACGUGGGAGAAGGCGUCAAGGUCAAAGAGGAGAUGUUGGACGAACUGCAACCGAAAGAUGCAAUCGGGACGGGAUACGAAAACGGGACGGUGGCCGAUAACAAGGCGGAACCACCGUCGCCGUCGCCAUCACCUUCGGCGGUGGUUACAGCAGCGUUGGCGGCGGCGGCGACGGCAGCAGCGCAACAGGAGCAGCAGCAGCAGAGACGCGAGUCGGUGGUGAUGACAAGCCCGUUGAGUUGCGUUGUCAAGUCACCAACAACACCGCCACCAUCGUCGUCGUCGUUGUCGCCACCCUUGACUUGGACGACGGUGACUGCUCAAACGAAUCCACCACCGCUGCGGUGUUACACGCCCUCCUCCGUUGCCAAUUCCAUGUCGGUGACGCAGCAGUACCAGCAGCGCCGGCAAUCUGUCGUCACUUCCGUGUCAUCGGCGUUUUGGAACGCGGGCACGCAGACGUCGCCCGCGUCUACUGCGCCCGGUAACGCAUCCGUGGCCACCGCCGCCGCAGCGUCCGUGUUGUCCGUGUGUCGCAUCAAUGGUGUCCGGCCUGAGCUCAUUGGCGGUGCGGGAUUCGCGACCACGGCUGCGGUCGCCACCAGCAACACUGACAUGAAACCACCCGCUGCCAUACCCCCACGGACCACCCGGUCUGCACCCACCGUCAUAAUGGGCGAAGCGGGUGGAGUGCGGACUAUGAUCUGGUCCAGUCCACCCUGCACCGUGGAACAGUCUACGUCACCCGCCAGCACUGGCUGCGGUUCCGUACCAUCAACGGUCAGCACGCCGUACUGGUCGUCCGCGGCCACAUGGUCGUCCAACACGUCGUCCACAUCGUCCCCAUCCCCGUCACCCGCAGCGGUCAGUGAAGAGUCAGCCGCUCAUCUACUGUUGAACCUUGGCGUGGCCGCUGGCCAUGAUGUGGCGUCUGUCAUCAGCCACAUGCCCGGUCUCAGGCCCAUUGGUGGCCAGAUGCAGCAGACGUCAGUGGCCAGUGGUGGAAGUGGUGGUGGUGGUGGUGGUGGCAGCAACGUCACCAGUGGUGGGCAGCAGAGCUUUCACGUGCCGCUCAAUAUGGAACGGCUGUGGGCCGGUGACCUGUCCCAACUCCCGGUGGCCGCCACGCAUCAGAUGCACGCGCUCAACCUAACGGCCAACACGGGACCCGGAUGGCCGAUGGCUGGUUCCAAUGGCGACAACAAGUCUGCGCCUGUCAACGCAUACCACCAGAUGGAGGAGGCCGAAGAACAGGAACAACCCAUGGUGUGUAUGAUCUGUGACGACCGAGCCACGGGUCUCCAUUACGGCAUUAUCACUUGCGAAGGAUGCAAGGGGUUCUUCAAACGUACCGUCCAAAACCGGAGGAUAUACACGUGUAUAGCUGAAGGCACUUGUGAAAUAACAAAAGCUCAAAGAAACAGGUGUCAAUACUGCCGGUUUAAGAAAUGCAUCGGUCAAGGAAUGGUGUUGCAGGCCGUCCGAGAAGAUAGAAUGCCAGGUGGACGAAAUUCUGGCGCUGUAUACAACUUGUACAAGGUAAAGUAUAAGAAGAAGAGGCCCCCGAAGAACGGACAAGUAAAAAUGGAGAAGUCCGUCACAUGCACCACGGCCAGUACCAUGACCACGAUUAAAACAGAAAACCAGGAUAACAAUUCCUCGUCUAUGUCGACUCUGGUCAACGGUACCAUAUUAAAGACUGCACUAACGAACCCCAGCGAGGUCGUUUAUCUCAGACAACGACUAGACAACGCUGUCAGUUCGUCGAGGGACCGUACGUUUUCGAUUGAAGCUACGGUGAAUAUGAUCAAGAACCUCAUGGACUGCGACGAGUUUCAAGAUAUUGCCACUCUGCGGAACAUGGAGGACUUACUCGAACACAAUUCUGAUCUGUCAGCCAAACUGAUGCAGAUCGGCGACUCGAUCGUGUACAAACUGGUGCAAUGGACCAAACGUCUUCCGUUUUACCUCGAAUUGCCAGUCGAAGUGCAUACGAGACUUUUAACACACAAGUGGCAUGAACUGCUGGUAUUGACCACCUCGGCAUAUCAAGCGAUACACGGCCCCCAGAAGAUAUGGAACUCCACCAACAUGAACGGUGACCGGAACGAGGAUUCCGAAUUCCACCAAGAGGUGUUUCAAAAUCUGUGUAUAUUGCAAAACUGUCUGUCAUCGAUGAUGGGCAAACCCAUAACUAUGGACCAGCUCCGGCAAGAUGUUGGGGUAAUGGUGGAGAAGAUCACACACGUCACCCUCAUGUUUAGGAGGUUAAAGCUACGAAUGGAAGAAUACGUGUGCCUGAAAGUCAUAAUUAUGUUGACACAGAAUAAUGGUAAUACCACUAGUGAGCUGGAAACCAUCCAAGAGAGAUAUACGUCUUGCCUGAAGACUUAUGUCGAACACACUUUUCCCAUGCAACCCAACAGGUUGCAAGAUCUCCUUCAACGACUGCCAGAGAUUCAGUCAGCUGCUUCGCUCUUGUUAGAGUCAAAAAUGUUUUAUGUGCCUUUCCUCUUGAACUCCACGAUCAGAAGUUAGUGCGUACAUUAUGCACGGAGGAUAGCUACUGAUCAUCAUUAUUAUAAUAGAAUAGAACCAGUUACCAAAAUAAUAACUAUAUAUGUACCUAAUAUAUGAAAGUGAAAACGAAGAAGAAAUGGAAACGACUAGAUUUUGUCACCCUCGCGCGCAUGCGUGUGUGAAUGCUACCGUAACUAUAUAUAGUUAGUACGUAUUCAUUUUGUAGGUAAAUUGUGCAUUGUUAAUUGUUAUAUUAUUAUGUGAACCAGAGGAGAUUCUUAUAUUAGGAAUAUUUUUUUAAAGUUUUUCUUGUUUUUUUUUUAUGUAUUACUAAUACGUUUCAUUUUGUAACACUUGAGUUUUUCCUUUACGAUUCGGGAGUUAUUAAUCGUUGAAUCCAGCUAUGUAAAAGUAUCUAUAAUGUUAACAUAAUGUUAGGAUAAUAAUAUAAUGUCCGUGAAAAUUUGCCCCACGUCUGUAUAAACUUCGUAUAUAUAAAUAUAUAUAUAUAUAUAUAUAUUAUAUGUUAUUUUAAGAUAGUAUAAUUAUUACGAUACGAGAAAAGUUUUUGAAAGAGAUUAUAAUAAUAAUAAUAUAUGAUGAUGAUGAUGACGAUAUAGGUAUACGCGUGUGGGUUACCUUUGUAUUAUUAUUUAUUAUUAAUUAUACUUAAUUGUAGUAGUAAUGUUA
Molecule: messenger RNA, 4600 nt
Organism: Acyrthosiphon pisum (pea aphid)
Lineage: Eukaryota; Metazoa; Arthropoda; Insecta; Hemiptera; Aphididae
Gene: Hr4
Product: nuclear hormone receptor 4
Exons: 16
Coding region: 1088-3928 (946 amino acids)
Biological process (GO): regulation of DNA-templated transcription
Molecular function (GO): DNA-binding transcription factor activity; zinc ion binding; sequence-specific DNA binding
Source: RefSeq, a predicted model, not a curated record